Molecule: messenger RNA, 855 nt
Organism: Fimicolochytrium jonesii
Lineage: Eukaryota; Fungi; Chytridiomycota; Chytridiomycetes; Spizellomycetales; Powellomycetaceae
Product: inducible carbonyl reductase
Exons: 1
Coding region: 1-855 (284 amino acids)
Molecular function (GO): oxidoreductase activity
Source: RefSeq, a predicted model, not a curated record
AUGCCGUCCGCACCCAACACCAGCAAGUUCGUCGCCAUCGUAACUGGCGCAAACCAAGGUAUUGGUAAAGCCAUCGUAGCUCAACUGGCCCACCGCCCGACCAGCUCUCUCAUCUACCUCGCCGCGCGCGACGAAAAGCGAGGCAACGAGGCCGUCGACGAGCUGAAGAACGGCUUGCCAGCCGAUACGUCGAUCGCAUUCUUGCACCUCGACGUAACUAACGAGGCGAGCAUCAAUGCCGCCGCUGCGCGUGUGAAGAGCGAGGCGGGCAUCGUCAACGUGCUGAUCAACAAUGCGGGCGUCGCCGCUAAGGGAAGCGCUUUCGACGGGGAGAUUGCCAAGUGGACCGUCACUACGAACUAUACCGGAACCCGCAAAACAACUCAGGCGUUCUUGCCUCUCAUACCCGAAAAUGGCAGGAUAGUCAAUGUCAGCUCCACGAUGGGAAGGCUCGGACAAGUCUCCAAGGAGCUUCAAGACCAGUUCUCAUCCAAGAGUCUGACACUUGACGGCCUCGACAAGCUGAUGGAUCAGUUCGUCGCUUCGGUCGCGGACGGGACAUACGCAAGCAAAGGUUGGCCCCAACAGGCCUACGGUGUGUCCAAAGUUGGGGUCACCGCGUUCUCCCGAGUGCUCGCUAGGCAACCAGAAAUCACAUCCAAGAACAUCUUGGUUGCAGCAUGUUGUCCUGGAUGGGUUAGGACAAACAUGGGCGGAGAAGCCGCACAUCUGAGUGUAGAGGAUGGAGCCAAAACCCCGGUGUGGUUGGCAACAGCAGACAAGCAGGAGAUUUUGGAGGGUGGGAAGUUGGAAAACGGUCUAUUUUACAGAGAUCGGAAGCAUGUCGAGUGGUGA